AUGAACAUGGAAAUCUCCUUCCAAAUCACCAAUCCUAAGCUAGAGAAGAUGGUUUCAAUGCCAUCGAACCAGAAAGCCUAUAUUUCAUGCAGAUCUCAUGGUGGGUUAGCCAUGCACAAAAAGAACAAGGCCAGCAACUUUUACGAUUUGCUUUCACUCGGUUCUGAGAAUAACAAUAAGGUUGGCUUGCAUGAGAUAAAGAAAGCAUACAGAAACAUGGCCCUUCAGCUUCACCCUGAUGUUGUCCCUCCCUCUGCAAAAGAGGAGUCAACCAGACGAUUCAUCGAGCUUCAAAAGGCAUAUGAAACACUUUCAGACCCGGUUUCACGUCAAAUUUACGAUUACCAGUUGGGUUUGGGGAUCUCAUCGGUAGGGUGGGGAGUGGAUGAAUCAUGUAUGGAUCAGGUGAAUAGAUCCAUGUUCAGCAAGGAAGUGUGGGAAGAACAACUUCGGGGACUGCAUAAGAGGUCUCAAACUCGAACGGGGAGGAAACACUAUAGGCCGAUGUAG
This is a messenger RNA of Fragaria vesca subsp. vesca, 510 nucleotides long. Its product is annotated as chaperone protein dnaJ 20, chloroplastic-like. The record is from RefSeq and is a predicted model, not a curated record. Gene Ontology annotation, cellular component: chloroplast. The coding region runs from base 1 to 510 and encodes 169 amino acids. The transcript has a single exon. Lineage: Eukaryota; Viridiplantae; Streptophyta; Magnoliopsida; Rosales; Rosaceae.